ACACCAGCUGCCUCCUCCAUGCCACCCAAGUUCAACCCCAACGAAAUCAAAGUGGUGAACCUGAGGUGCACCGGUGGGGAAGUUGGUGCCAUGUCUGCCCUGGCUCCCAAGAUCGGCCCUCUUGGUCUGUCUUCAAACAAGGUUGGUGAUGCCAUUGCCAAGGCAACUGGUGUCUGGAAAGCUCUAAGGAUUACAGUGAAACUGACCAUUCAGAACAGACAGACCCAGAUCAUCAAAGCCCUUAAGCAACCACCUAGAGACAGGAAGAAGCAGAAAAACGUUAAGCACAGUGGAAAGAUCAGUUUUGAUGAGAUCAUCAACAUUUCUGGACAGAUGUGGCACCGAUCUUUAGCUAGAGAACUCUCUGGAACCAUUAAAGAGAUUCUGGGGAGCGCCUGGUCUAUGGGCUGCAAUGUAGAUGGCCACUACCCUCAGGACAUCAACAGUGGUGCAGUAGAAUGCCCAAGAAUGCCCAGCUAA
This is a messenger RNA of Choloepus didactylus (southern two-toed sloth), 480 nucleotides long. RefSeq names its product 60S ribosomal protein L12-like. The coding region runs from base 19 to 480 and encodes 153 amino acids. The record is from RefSeq and is a predicted model, not a curated record. Gene Ontology annotation, molecular function: structural constituent of ribosome; large ribosomal subunit rRNA binding. Gene Ontology annotation, biological process: translation. Gene Ontology annotation, cellular component: ribosome; cytosolic large ribosomal subunit. Lineage: Eukaryota; Metazoa; Chordata; Mammalia; Pilosa; Megalonychidae. The transcript has a single exon.